This is a messenger RNA of Aspergillus eucalypticola CBS 122712, 1687 nucleotides long. RefSeq names its product alpha/beta-hydrolase. Gene Ontology annotation, molecular function: dipeptidyl-peptidase activity. The record is from RefSeq and is a predicted model, not a curated record. The annotation marks the transcript as partial. NCBI's taxonomy places the organism in Eukaryota, Fungi, Ascomycota, Eurotiomycetes, Eurotiales, Aspergillaceae. The transcript is spliced from 2 exons.
CUAGACCUCGUUCAAAUCAAACACCAUGACUAGUACCACUGAAGAGAAAAUUCGUGCUACCUUUCCCGACCUCGAAUGGUUCCCCCUCCCACCACCGGCAGUGCAUCCUGCCUACAACUAUCAAGGCUUCCACCCAGGCAAGAAGACAGUGCUUUCCGCAGGACAUGUGCGAUCACCAGGCCAUCGCGCAUUCCACACAGACGUGCUGUUCGAGCAGGAUAUAGCCAUUACCCUCCGUGACGGCAUCAAGAUAUACACAGAUAUCUUUCGACCUGUCGACUCCGACGCCAGCCCCGUCCCAGCCAUCAUCCCAUGGAGUCCCUAUGGCAAGACAGGCACCGGUCCGCAGAGCUACGAUAGCAUGGCGCCCUUCCGCGUUGGACUCGAGAAGAGUCGGACCUCAGGCUAUGAGAAGUUCGAAGCCCCCGAUCCCGCCGAAUGGGUGCCUCGCGGCUAUGCCAUCAUCAACAUCGACGCCCGCGGCGCUGGCAACUCCGAAGGCAACAUCACCUUCUGGGGCCAACAAGAAGCCGAAGACAUCUAUGACACGAUCGAUUGGUUGUCCAAACAGCCCUGGUGCAAUGGCUCCGUUGGGAUGGCAGGCAACUCAUGGCUCUCCAUCGCACAGGUCAACUUUGCCUCGCGACUCGAGCAUCCUGCCCUCAAAGCCCUCGCUCCCUGGGAAGGCCUCACAGACCUAUACCGAGACCUAACCAUGCGCGGCGGCAUGAAGCACAACGAGGCCUUCCACAAACUAAUCCUCACUGGAUUUGCCGGUCACGGAACCGCAGAGAACAUGCCCGCCAUGCUAAGCAAACGACCCUUCGACGACGCCUACUGGCAAAGCAAACGCAUCCACGCCGAACGCAUCGGCGACAUUCCCCUCUACAUCCUCGCAUCCUACUCCUCGAUGCUGCACACGCGUGGCUCCUUCGAAACCUUCCGCACCGCCAAAAGCACCCGAAAAUGGCUCCGCGUACACCCACACCAAGAAUGGUACGACUUAUACCGACCGGAGAUGGUCGACGACCUCUCUCGUUUCUUCGACCGCUACCUCAAAAACACACCCAACGACUGGGAAAGCACACCACCCGUGCGCCUCUCCCUCCUAGGCUUCGAAGGCAGCUCCGUGCCCACCAUCCUCGAACGCCCCGAACAAACCUACCCAUUAACCCGCCAGGAGCUCAAGAAAUUCUACCUCAACGCAUCAACCAAGACCCUCCAACCCUCUCUCCCAGACACAGCCACCUCAACAACCCAUUCCGCCCUCCACGGCACUUCCGACUUCACCCUCCACUUCCCCACCCCCACUCAGUUAGCUGGAUACCCCCGCGUCCACCUAUGGCUCUCCACCCCCCACCACACAGACAUGGACAUCAUCGUGCAAAUCCGCAAGAUCUCCACGACCGGCGAACUCCUCGAACACCUCAACUACCCGUGUCCCGUGCCCGUCGACGCCGUCCCCAACGUCAACACAGCCAAGACGCUCGGGCCGCAGGGGUUCCUGCGUGCGUCGCAUGCCGUCACGCGCGACGAGACGCUCUCCACGGAGCAUGAGAUCGUGUAUAAACAUGAUCGCGCGGAGAUGAUACCCGCCGGAAAGAUCGUGCCGAUUGAUAUUACGUUGUGGCCGAUUGGGAUGGUGUUUGGGGCUGGGGAGGGGAUUAUGUUGAGAGUGGCGGGGCGU